ACCUGUAAUCCCAGUGACCUGGGAAGCUGAGGCAGAAGGAUGAUAAGUUCAAGACCAGCCUGGACAGCUCAAUGAGAGACCCUGUCUCAAAAUUUUAAAAAAAUAUAUAUAAAGAUCUGGAGAUGUAGCUCAGUGGUAGAGUGCCCUGGGUUCAAUCCCCAGUCACACCCACCCACACACACACACACACACUGUGGGAAGCAGGGCACCAUGGGGCUCCUUCCUAAGCUGCCAGCCCCAGGGUUUUCUGUGCUUGGAUUUAAGAAUGCCCCCAUAUCUGAUAACCUUACUUCUGAGAGCAAGAUAUAGGGGUGGGCUCACAGCCUCAGAGUGUCGACUCCAGCACAGGUAGGUAGGCAGGAGGCAGGAAAAAGCAGAUCAUGAAUGACACCCCAAAGAAAGAGCCAAAUCCCUUGCACCAGGGGGUGGUCUGGUAGGAGGUCUCUGGAAAGGGACAUCUCAGGAGUAGGGGGCGUCCAGCAGAGCUGAUCCCUCAGACUGGGUGAUCACAGAGGGGAGAGAAGAAGAUCUGGAAGGUAUGUGUCAGAAAGGGAUGAAAGGGACCUCUGAGGGACAGCUUUCCUUGUUUCUUUGAAAUAAAUUCCUUGCCCUCGACAAAGUAAGCAUCCACUGAUAGACCAAGGAUAUUCAUCCAUCUGUCCAUCUAUUUGGAAGAUGUUCCAGCUUUUAUCUAGCAUCCAACCACCCAUUUGUCCAUCCAACUGUUCAUCUAUACAUCCACCCACCCAUCCAUCCAUCCAUCCAUCCACCCAGAGAGGUCAGGGCUGCUGGGAAGGGCCUGUGGUCCAGUGGCAUUUAUGGGGCAUGUGACCUACCUGUCUGGCCUGGGGAGGCAGCCCCGCCCCAGCCCUGGGGCAGGGGGCUGGUCCAGGUUCCGGGGAGUAUUUAUACCCGGAUGGAGGCUCCUGGGGAGCUGCAGACUGAAUGACUCCCCGGAGCUGUGAUGGUGGCCAUGGCCCAGAGCCCCCCGACUGGGUGAUGGUGUCGCUACUCCCGCCACAGUCUGACGUCACGCUGCCUGGCCCCACCAGACUGGAGGGCGAGCCCCAAGGGGACCUCAUGCAGGCUCCGGGCCUCCCAGGCUCCCCUGCUCCACAGAGUCACGCCGGCUUCAACUGCUCGUCAUUUGUGCCCGACGGUCCUCCAGAGAGGGCACCCUCACUGCCCCCACACAGCCCGAGCAUUGCAUCACCAGGCCCAGAGCAAGUCCAGGGCCACUGCCCAGCCGGCCCUGGCCCAGGGCCCUUCCGGCUUUCACCCUCAGAUAAGUAUCCUGGCUUUGGCUUUGAGGAGGGCCCAGCAAGCAGCCCUGGGCACUACCUCAAGGGCAACCACGUGCCCUUCCACCCAUACAAGCGGCAUUUCCAUGAGGACAUCUUCCCUGAAGCCCAGACCGCCCUGGCCCUGGAUGGACACUCCUUUAAGACCCCAGGGGCACUGGAGGCCUUUGAGGAGAUCCCCGUGGACGUGGGGGAGGCCGAGGCCUUCCUGCCUGGUUUCACUGCAGAGGCCUGGUGCAAUGGGCUCCCUUACCCCAGCCAGGAGCAUGGCCAAGUCCUGCAGGCGUCAGAGGUCAAGAUCAAGCCUCCAGCUCUGGAGAAUGGUCCUGGGAUGUACUGCUACCAACCCCCCUUGCAGCACAUGUACUGCCCCUCCCAGCCCCCUUUCCACCAGUAUUCACAGGGUGGUGGCAGCUACCCUGUACCCUACCUGGGCUCCUCUCACUAUCCAUACCAGCGGAUCGCACCCCAGGCCAGCGCUGAUGGGCACCAGCCGCUCUUCCCCAAACCCAUCUACUCCUACAGCAUCCUCAUCUUCAUGGCCCUCAAGAACAGCAAAACUGGAAGCCUGCCUGUCAGCGAGAUCUACAAUUUUAUGACGGAGCAUUUCCCUUACUUCAAGACGGCACCUGAUGGCUGGAAGAAUUCUGUCCGCCACAACCUAUCCCUCAACAAGUGCUUUGAGAAGGUGGAGAACAAAUCUGGAAGUUCCUCUCGCAAGGGCUGCCUGUGGGCCCUCAAUCCGGCCAAGAUCGACAAGAUGCAGGAGGAGCUGCAGAAGUGGAAGAGGAAGGACCCCAUUGCUGUGCGCAAAAGCAUGGCCAAGCCAGAAGAGCUGGACAGCCUCAUUGGAGACAAGAGGGAGAAGUUGGGCUCCCCGAUGCUGGGCUGUCCGCCCCCUGGGCUGACAGGCUCCGGCCCCAUCCGGCCCUUGGCACCCCCAACUGGGCUCUCCCAGCAGCUGCACCCAAUCCACCCAGCUCCAGGACCCAUGCCUGGCAAGAACCCUCUGCAAGACCUACUGGGGGGGCACGCACCCUCCUGCUAUGGGCAGACGUACCCACACCUCUCACCCGGCCUGGCCCCUCCUGGACCCCCGCAGCCAUUGUUCCCGCAGCCAGAUGGGCACCUUGAGUUGCGGGCCCAGCCGGGUACCCCCCAGGACUCGCCUCUGCCUGCCCACACCCCACCCAGCCACAGUGCCAAGCUGCUGGCUGAGCCUUCCCCAGCCAGGACCGUGCAUGACACCCUACUGCCAGACGGAGACCUGGGUACUGACCUGGAUGCCAUCAACCCCUCUCUCACCGACUUUGACUUCCAGGGAAACCUGUGGGAACAGCUAAAGGAUGACAGCUUGGCCCUUGACCCUUUGGUACUGGUGACCUCGUCCCCGACAUCAUCCUCCAUGCCACCGCCCCCACCACCACCCCACUGCUUCCCCUCGGGGCCCUGUCUGGCAGAGACAGGCAGUGGGGCAGGCGAAUUGGCACCACCAGGCAGCGGCGGCUCCGGAGCCCUGGGAGACCUGCCCCUCACCACCCUCUACUCAGCGUUCAUGGAGCUGGAGCCCACGCCGUCCACAGCCCCUGCUGGCCCCUCAGUGUACCUCAGCCCCAGCUCCAAGCCCAUGGCCCUGGCAUGAGCUCUGUCUGGCGUCAGCUCCAGCCUUUGCUUGUCUGGAAGUCUCUGCUGGUCAUCCUCGUUGGGCUCACCUUGAAGGUCAAGGAAGGAAAAUGCUAUCUGUCCCCUCUGCCACUCAGCCAACUUGUUUGUUAGCUGGAAGCUGGAGCACAGGGGACACCUCCUAGGACGCUGCCCCUCACGCAUUUCUGCCACCUGGUAGUCCAGUGCCUCACUCAGGGCCCCUAGAGAGCAAUAUGUGGGCAAGAAGCAAAUGCAUUCUCCCUAGCCACGCCCAUGGGCCUUCAGCUCUCAGGCACAUACAUAGGCUCAGGCUUACUCAAGACACACCAGCCACAUGCCUUAUACCCAGAGGAAUCCAUACCACAUCAGAGAGCCUGACUUCAUUUCUGAGGCCGCUGAGAGCUAAGGGCUUUGGUUACCAAAGCUCAAAGAAUCCCCCCAGAACCCCAUUCUGAUUCCCGUAUGCUCCACAGGCCUGGCCCCCUCCAGUCAUGUUCUUUCCUAGAAUCCCCCUGUAUUUAUUCUCCUGUCUUCCUCCAACAGCCCAGCAAGGAGGAGGAGAUAGAGAACUCCUCCUGUUGCCUGUGGACCCCCCCACCCAGGGUGCUUGCUACUAACUAGCAGCACCCUUCCUGCCAGGCUCCACCUAUCCUCAGAACAUUCUCUGUCUGGCCACCCCCAGGGUGACGCACAGGAGGGGCAAUGUCCAUUCCGGGACCAAACUGAGCCCAAAUUCCAACACAAAGUGUUUGGAAAAGCCCUUGCCCUUGGAAACUUGAAUGAAUCUUCUCCCAGUCCCGGAUGCGGGAAGGGCCCCCUCCAAGUCACCACAAUCCCCCUCUUUCUCUAGAAAGAAAUUCAUGUAGUUUAGGUCCCAGCUUCCAACUGUCUCAGGCUGCCUGAGUGUUCAGGGAAGGGAAGCCUGGUCCAGACUGGUGAGGGAGCACCCAUGCACCCCUAGCUUUGAUCGCCUGGCAGACCCAGACACCCGAAAAGCACAAAGGAUAUCCCUGGAGCUAGGGGAUAUGGUCCAGGUGCCUGCCAGGCCCCAUCAAGUGGGAUCCUUAGCCUACCCUGGGCCUCCAAGUGACAAGAACAUCCAAAUGGUGGCCCCACUCUCAUAUGAGGCCCAAGCAGAUGCCUCAGUGGCCUGCCAUUGUCCCCUGUCCUGGAACAGUAAAGCAAGUGCCUUGUGA
Molecule: messenger RNA, 4141 nt
Organism: Marmota monax (woodchuck)
Lineage: Eukaryota; Metazoa; Chordata; Mammalia; Rodentia; Sciuridae
Gene: Foxn1
Product: forkhead box N1
Exons: 9
Coding region: 946-2943 (665 amino acids)
Biological process (GO): regulation of transcription by RNA polymerase II
Molecular function (GO): transcription cis-regulatory region binding; DNA-binding transcription factor activity, RNA polymerase II-specific
Source: RefSeq, a predicted model, not a curated record